AUGUCUACAUCAACUACAACAGGAUCAAGGAGAAGGAGUGCAAGGGAUGAUCAACAAGAUGACAAUGAUGAUGUGUGGUCUGAAGAGGAGGUAGAAGAAGAGAAUAGAGACAAGGUUGGUGAGACAUCCACACAACCAUUGCUCGACACAAGAAUGUUGCAUAAAGUAAUGAGAGAUACAGCAAAGAUAUUCAAACAGAGAAUACAACUUCAAAAGAGAAGUGUGGACACAUUGGAUGUAGUUCUUCAAGAGUUCUUAAGAGUGGUAAUGGAACACUCUACAUCAUCGUCAUCAUCAAACAAAGACAAGACAUCGAAUGUGAUGACAGUUGAAGAUAUCCAUCGAGCAAUGAUAGAGCUGAAUCUUGAGUUUCUUCUUCCAAGAGUUGGACUGAGUGUUCAUCAAAGUACUGAAGAGGAUGCCUCUCAUGUUAUUAAUCCGAUGUUCUAUGAAGACUAA
Molecule: messenger RNA, 459 nt
Organism: Acytostelium subglobosum LB1
Lineage: Eukaryota; Evosea; Eumycetozoa; Acytosteliales; Acytosteliaceae
Exons: 3
Coding region: 1-459 (152 amino acids)
Molecular function (GO): protein heterodimerization activity
Source: RefSeq, a predicted model, not a curated record